Molecule: messenger RNA, 5400 nt
Organism: Pectinophora gossypiella (pink bollworm)
Lineage: Eukaryota; Metazoa; Arthropoda; Insecta; Lepidoptera; Gelechiidae
Product: putative sodium-dependent multivitamin transporter
Exons: 11
Coding region: 1361-3064 (567 amino acids)
Biological process (GO): sodium ion transport; transmembrane transport
Cellular component (GO): membrane
Molecular function (GO): symporter activity
Source: RefSeq, a predicted model, not a curated record
CAAAUUACCUAUAAUUUAAAAUGUGCGCGCGCAUGCUCUUACAAUUCAGCGCUUUAGCGCUUUGUACAGCCUUAUCUAUCAAUAACAAAAAAAUAUUCAUGUAUUGUAAUACUACCGUGGUAGAUGAAACAUAGGUACACCAAGGAAUACCUGUUACCUAUAGAUAUCUACUACCACCUACUUUCGGAUAUCUGGGUAAAUGUUCUGUAGGAUAGAAUUACAGAGGAAGACCUAGAAAGACGUAGUACUUAGGUAAACCAUAUUAGGGUGAUCUCAAGAAAGUACGUACUACUCUGAACCGGCGCUCGUGUAUGAAACAAAUGAGGAAAUUGGAGGAAGCAAGAGAAGUAUGUCAGGAUCGAAGGAAAUGGAAAAUAUACGUGAGUUUAUGUAUUUAGGAAAAAAAUCUAGCGAUAUAAAAAUAUGACUAUAAGAGGUGAGCAUCGGAAGUCAGAACCGUUACGCUUCAAUCGGAUAUUUGCAAAAAACAUAAUUAUAAGUAUUCUACCUACAUAAUGUAAUAAUGAUUGACUUCCGGCAUAGAAUAAGGCAUAAAUACUACGUCUUCCGGUGCGUCGAAAAUCACCUAGUUUUUAGGAUUAGAUACCAAAAUGGUAAAAAGAACCUCAUGACUGCAUGCGUGACUCUACAUCUGUUUGACUCAUUAUCUGAGGAACUAUUAAUGAAUUAAAAAGUAAUGAAUAAAUACAUAAUUUAUUAUGAAUACCUGUUUAUUGUUGUUUAUAAUUAUUAAUAAUUUAUUAAUUAAUUAUCAUUAGAGUACCUGCUCUGUACGUACACCUGUACGAAAGAUCAUCGAAUUCAAGUAAGGUAGGUACUUCAGCAAGUUAUACAUAUACCAACUAUACCUUGGUCAGUACGUACCUACCAACGUAUAAUUUAAAGUAGUUAAAAGGUAAUUCUAUAGCGCUGAAAUAGCUGCAAAAACAAAUUGACUGAUAUCGUACGAUCCGUGCGUAAGGGAAACAUAACCUCAAAGGCACGGUUAAAUAAUGCAACCGAACUGUUUUUAUACAUGGACGACUGUUCAGUACACUCUCCGCAAGCGUCGUCGGAAGCAGUCGACAAUGAUUUAGUCGUUCAUCCGUUAUUUUAAUUCAGGAUUUAUUAUCCAUCUGUAAUAGUUUAGUACGUAGCACAAUAUGGGUGUUUUGAACUAGGUCAAACUUCAAGGACGCCGUGACGUUAAUAUUCCCGUCAAAUAAUGAUACCGAGAAGAAAAUAUAGAUUUUGAAGACUGAAAGUAUUGUGUGUGUCGUCCAUUUGACAAGGUAGAGCUGUGGUUCGUGAAUUACAGAGCCGGUUUCGAGUUCGCGCAUCAAACAUCUAACCAGUUGAAAUGUCGGCGCCAGACCAGACAGUGUUCGGGAUUUGGGACUAUGUCAUCAUGGCAGCGACCAUGGUGGCGUCGGUCGCCAUCGGCCUCUACUUCCGAUUCACAGGCGGGAAGCAGAAGACCAACGAGGAGUACCUCCUAGCGGAUAGGAACAUGUCAAUAUUCCCAGUGGCUGUAUCAUUGAUGGCUUCCUUCAUGUCCGCCAUCACACUACUCGGAGUGUCUGCGGAAAACUAUUAUUACGGAAUGAUUUUCGUCGUCAUCAACAUAUCAUAUGGGAUCGCUACACCUAUAGCCACUCAGCUUUUUCUACCUGUGUUCUUCGGACUUCAGAAAACCAGUACUUAUGAAUACUUAGAACUGAGAUUUGGACCACAUUUGAGAUUGCUUGCGUCGCUCACUUAUACGUUACAAAUGCUACUGUAUAAUGGAAUAGUGUUGUAUGCACCAGCAAUAGUGCUGGAGUCUGUGACUGGAUUGAACAGACUGGUAUCAAUACUAGUGGUGGGGUUGGUAUGUACGUUCUACUCGACGUUAGGCGGGAUGAAGGCAGUGCUGUUCACUGAUAUCUUGCAGUCCCUGCUGAUGUUCUUCGCUGUGUUCAGUGUGGUAAUCUUCGCCGCCGUUGAAGUCGGAGGUUUUGGCGAAAUAUUCGUAUUGGCGAAAGAAGGCGGACGCUUAAAUUUCACGAAUUUCAGCGUUGAUCCAACAGAACGACACACGUGGUGGUCGUUAAUAAUCGGUGGAAUGUUCACAUACUUGUCUUUAUACGGUGUCAAUCACACGCAGGUGCAACGUUUGCUGACAGUGAGCACGCUGAAGCGGUCGCAAAUCUGCCUGUGGUGGGCAUGGCCAGUCACUUCGGUGCUCAGCAUCUCCACCUGUCUCGCUGGCCUCGGAAUCUACGCCGUGUACAGACAUUGUGACCCGUUUACCACAGGCGAAAUUACUGCGAUAGACCAGCUGAUGCCUUACUUCGUGGUCAACAAAAUGAGGAACGCCCCAGGUCUGGCGGGUCUGUUUGUUGCUGGUAUCUUUAGUGCGUCUCUCUCUACUAUCUCUUCUGCGUGCAACUCCCUCGCUGCCGUCACCUUACACGAUUACGUUGGCAAAUGGUGCACAGUGCGGUCGUCGUACGUGCCGUGGCUAACGAAGCUGAUGGCGUGCGUGUACGGGCUGGUGUUCCUCGCGCUGGCGUUCCUGGCGGAACAUUUGGGCGGAGUGCUACAGGCAGCACUCACAAUCUUCGGUGCUGUCGGCGGUCCGCUGCUUGGUGUCUUCACGCUUGGAAUGUUCACCACAUUCGCCAAUGAAGCGGGCGCCAGUGUUGGUCUGGUAAGCGGGAUGGCGCUGACGCUGUGGAUGAGUUUCGGCAGCCCUCGGCCGGGGCCACCCAAGCUGCCAGUGCAGGUGGAUGGAUGCCCCUUCAACGCCACACUGCCUAAUCUUACCCCUGUAGACCCCAGCGACUACUUCUAUCCCUACAGGAUCUCAUACAUGUGGACCAGUCCUAUAGGGUUCCUGUGGGUGAUGGUGGCUGGUUCGCUGGUAUCACUGAUAUGGCGUCAGCAGCAGCCAUGGCAGCGCGCCGGCCAUGCGUAUCCCGACCCCGCGCUCUUCACGCCGCCGCUCGCUAACAUACUGCGCAAACGCAAUCAAUACGACCACAAAUCCGCCGUCCAGAUGGACGAUAACUUUGUGCAUUAAACCCGGGUUGCCUGCGUUGGACUUGUUUGGGAGACGCUACAGUGCGAACUGCUGAAAACCAUCAAAUCAGACGAUUAAUUAUCCUGCUGCAUUGUUGCUCUUAGCUUAAUUUAAUUUAUCAUACCUACAUAGUUUAAUUUUAUCAUAUUACGUAUAUUAAAGUAAGGCGCAAAGUUCAUUUAAAAUCGAAAACCAAUUGUUUCAUUAUUGUUUCCGGGAAUCUUGGCGUUACGAGGUUAACUAAAUAAGUAGGUUCAUUUUGUAAGUUAAUAUAUUUUUUUAUUUAAUUGAAGUUACCUAUUAUACAUUAGGUAUAUCAUGAAAAGACGGAAAUAGGCUUGGCUUAUUAUUACACUUAAGUAGGUUUUUUAAUUCACUUGAAUUACGGUUAAAAACCGAUAAGUAAAAAAUAUAUUUGUAGAUGUAAGAUGACAAUAAUUUAUUCAUACUUGUAUUAUUUACACCUCAAAUCAUAGCAAAGACAAAGAUAAAUCAUGAAAAUAUUUAUCUAAUAAGUAAUUGUAUUUUAGAGACCAUAACAUGUAAUUGUUUUACAAGGCAUGAAACAUCGAGGUUUACAUGAUAUUAGGUAGGUUAUAUUCGAGAAAAUCAUGUAAUUUAGACGAAAUGAAAACUUAUUUCUUAGCAUUUAGAUAAACAUGAUGUUAGUAUUUGAAAUCAUACACGUUAUUUAUAUAGGUACUUAAUCUAGAGCUGCAUGUCUGUGAUAGCAAACACGUUCUUCCAUAGUUUUAGACCAAGCCAUGCUUGCUUCUAACAUGUAAUCGUUGAAUAGUUGUUGAUAAUUAUUAUGAAUGUUGUCUGUUAUAAAUGUAAGUACUCAAGGGGGUAAAAUUCCUAAAUGUAUAUUGAACAUAAGUAUAACAUAAAUAGACCAUCAAUCAACCGGAGGGGUAUGGUUUAUACAAUUAUUACCACAAGGCCAAUGUAUUUGUAUUUAAUGUAUGUUUUUUAUUUUGUAGAUAUUAAAAUGAAAUUUUUAACUCAACACGACGCCACGGCACGAAACUUAGUCACGAAUUUCGUGCGUAUUUUAGUAUUUAAUUUAUUUACUAAAAUAAAAAUUCUAACUUGAUUAUCAGUUUCAUUGUCAAAAUAUUAUUAUAUUGAUGCGUUCCGUAGAUGAAAUGUUAUAUAAAAAUAUCUACAAGUGUAGUGAUAUUUAGCAUUUUACGAAUAGGUACCUACACAUAUGUAGAAGCGUAUUUCGGAUUUAACUCCGUAAUUUGAUCAGUUUGGUAUAUGGUUGUUGAAUUAUAUUUAAUUGCCGUUGUAGAAAUACACCUACGUACCUACAAAUAAGUAUGAUAUUCCCUUGUGUUAUUAAUAUACUUUAUUAAGGUAUCUUUGUUUAUCUCAUGUGAUGGUUUCGAUAUUAGUUAAAAAAUAUACAUAUAUUAAAACACAAAAGUACCUUUGCACUUUUUAAUGCUAAUUAGUAAUCCUACUUACUUAACUGUCUGUUCUGGGACCACACAAAUCUGAAUACUUACGUACUAAGUAGGAUCUAUUAAAAAAAGACAGUAUUCCUUAAGUACUUAUUCGGUUUAUUCCUCGUUCGUCCUGAAGUUUUGUCCCACAUUCCAAAAAAUUCUUAGUUCGUCCCAUAUCAAUUUUGAAGUCUUGCUUCGUCCCAAAUUAUAAGUAGGUACUUUAAAGGUAUAGUCAACAAAAAAUAAUACUUACUUACUUAUUUUUUUAAAGUUAAAUACCAAUAAAACAAGUCUUAUCAUUAAAAUAUAAAUCACUUUUAUUAUUCAGUAUCACAUUCAAAAUCACAGAAAUGUUAUGUUAUAAUAAUUUUAAAUAAAUACAGAACAGUCAGAUCUAUGAGAAACAAUAAUUAGGCAAUAUUUACAAUUAAAAAUAUAAAAAAAUGAUUUAUUAAGUUUUAUUAUAAUAAAAUAAUACGAGUAAUAUUUAAAAUAAUAGGUAAUCCUUUUUUGCUGAUUGUACAAUAUAGUAAGUUUGGCAUAUAAAAAAUACAUGGGCCGUAUAAGGAAUACAAAAUGGGACGAAGUAGGAAUAAAAUAUUUAAAAUUAUAUUUUGGGACGAAGGAAGAAUAUUGUUCGGGACGACAUAGGUUUUUUUAUGUGGGACAAAACUCAGUGGGACAAACGAAGAAUAAAUCACUUAUUCAUGCAAGUUUUGAUAAUAAUGUGAUGUAUCUUAAUUCAUUAUUUUAUCUAUGAAUUUAUUUAUUAUUUUUUAUGAAUCUGGUUGUAAUCAAAUUUUUAGAUGAGGUAGGUUGUAUUAUUAUGUGUGUGACACAGGAGUCAACUUGGUGAGAAAUAAAAAUAAAUGCUGAAAACGA